UCUCCCUAAGCCUUCUCUCUCCUUCUUUGGCUUCUUCUUCCCUGAUAAAGGCUCGUCUCUUCAAUUCUUUGCCAUUUUCUUCUCUGUCUUCAACCCCUGAUCUUUCUUCUCGCCUCCGGAACAUGUGCUUUGCUUUUUGUAAUAUAUAGGCAACAAGGGGAAGGCAUUAAAUCUCGUUUCCGGGAUGGGUGUUUGUUUGAGCGCCCAAAUUAAAGCAGAGAGCCCAUGCAACACAGGGUUAAAUUCGAAAUAUGUGAGCGGUGACGGAAAGGGUGCUAGCAGCGCAGGCAGCAAUAUGUCAGCAGUGUCGGUUCCUCAGACUCCAAGGAGUGAGGGAGAGAUCUUGCAGUUAUCCAAUUUAAAGAGUUUCACUUUAGCAGAGUUGAAGACGGCCACCAGAAAUUUCCGACCAGAUAGUGUGUUAGGAGAAGGUGGCUUUGGAUCAGUGUACAAAGGGUGGAUCGAUGAGCACACUCUGAUCCCUGCCAAACCCGGGACUGGCAUGGUUAUUGCUGUCAAGAGACUUAAUCAAGAUGGUUUACAAGGUCACAAGGAGUGGUUGGCGGAAGUGAAUUACCUUGGACAGCUUUCUCAUCCUCAUCUCGUGAAAUUAAUUGGUUAUUGCCUGGAAGAUGAACAUCGUCUUUUGGUCUAUGAAUUCAUGCCUCGAGGCAGCCUGGAGAACCAUUUGUUCAGAAGAGGUUCAUAUUUCCAGCCUCUCUCCUGGAGCCUCCGGAUGAAGGUUGCUCUUGGUGCUGCCAAAGGCCUCGCGUUUCUUCACAGCAGCAACAUAAAAGUGAUAUACCGGGAUUUCAAGACUUCGAAUGUCCUACUAGAUUCAAAACAUAAUGCAAAACUCUCUGAUUUCGGGCUGGCAAAAGAUGGACCAACGGGCGACAGGAGUCACGUCUCCACCAGGGUCAUGGGAACCUAUGGAUAUGCAGCUCCUGAAUAUCUAGCCACAGGCCACCUCACAGCCAAGAGCGAUGUGUAUAGUUUUGGAGUUGUGCUGCUGGAAAUGUUAUCGGGGCGACGAGCUGUUGAUAAGAACAGGCCAUGUGGUCAGCACAAUUUGGUGGAAUGGGCUAAGCCAUGUCUGGCAAACAAACGAAAGAUCUUUCGCAUUAUGGACUGUCGUCUAGAAGGUCAGUAUUCAAUCGAUGAGGCUCAUAAGACAGCAAUGCUGGCGCUGCGGUGCCUCUCCGGCGAGCCCAAAAUAAGGCCUGACAUGGAUGAGGUUGUCAAAGCUCUGGAGCAGCUCCAAGUCUCCGCCGAUGAAAAUGGAACCCGUCACAACCCUCGGCCUCGUGGCCGCAGAAGAAGCGCCGAUGACUUUAACGGUCGGAGGGCUUAUCCCAGGCCCUCUGCUUCUCCCCUCUACGCUUGACAGCACAAUCUUGUUCCUCAGCAAACUGUCAUACAUGUUUUGGUGACCGUCUAUUUAGAUUGUACAUAAUCUUAUAUUCAGCUGGUAGACAUUCUGUUUGAGAUCGGCAUAUGUAUCCUGCAUCCUAUCAUGUGUUUGUUAACAGUUAACCAUUACAAAAAUAGUUGGGAAAGCAGCCAGAAUGUAACGCAUUUGCUUUUGUAUGAUCAAGAUUGUUUUUUUUUUCUUCGGCCUAUAAAUGAUAUUUUGGGAGUUUAAUAAUAA
This is a messenger RNA of Neltuma alba, 1651 nucleotides long. Its product is annotated as probable serine/threonine-protein kinase PBL10. Lineage: Eukaryota; Viridiplantae; Streptophyta; Magnoliopsida; Fabales; Fabaceae. The coding region runs from base 185 to 1387 and encodes 400 amino acids. The record is from RefSeq and is a predicted model, not a curated record. The transcript is spliced from 6 exons. Gene Ontology annotation, biological process: protein phosphorylation. Gene Ontology annotation, molecular function: ATP binding; protein kinase activity.